AUGGGGUUUCAUAUUCAGAGCUACAUUGCCAUGGCUGGGCGGGCAAUAAACCCCGUGCGGUGGAAACGACAGUGGCAUGAGAUGAAGGGCCGGCAAUUUAGUGACGUUUCGACGCAAAUGAUGGCAUGGACAAACAAACAGUUUGCUCAGAUUGCUCGUUGCUCCGAAUACCGGCGUUGGUGGUGGGCUAACCCCCUCGGCAUGGGCCUCGUCUUCUACGGUGGAUACAAGGCGUGGCAUAUGAUCUACAUGGUUCGCAAGCAGAAGAAAACUGCCCAGAUCGUUGCUGCAGCGUACGGCCAGGGUGGACAGUGGCUGAACCCCGUUCCCAAGUAA
Molecule: messenger RNA, 336 nt
Organism: Cyclospora cayetanensis
Lineage: Eukaryota; Apicomplexa; Conoidasida; Eucoccidiorida; Eimeriidae
Exons: 3
Coding region: 1-336 (111 amino acids)
Source: RefSeq, a predicted model, not a curated record